AUGGUAUUUCUCGUUGAUGUGCGGUUGAGAUAUUCGGUUUUCUUGAUUAUCAGUGAUACACUGAAAGAAGUCCAAAUGCAACAUGGAUCUAAGAACAGCUUUAUGUUUACCAAUGCUCUGACCAGGGCCAUAGAAAGCAAAUUGACCAAGUUGAAGCACGAGAAGAUCAAAGAUGGGGUAAUUCUGGAAGCAGUAGACUUCUUUUUAGAGGGGCAGGGAGCGAUGGAAAUAAGCGCUCAUCCAACCGAUGCCCAAGCUAGCAUAGUGCGAAGCCUUGUCAAAGUGGUUUUACAUCAGGUUGGAGCUAGUGGCAGCUAUGACCUGAGUGAGGGCCAAGAAAACCUGCUGAUAUCACUGUGCGUAGAGACUAUGCAAGUUGAGAGUGUGUCUGAGAGAUGUGAUAUAUUGCGUCGUGAAAAAUCUCUUACAGAUGCAGUUGAGCAGGGUUUGAAGUAUGGGUUCGAAAGUGAAAACCACCUUAAUAGUGGUCUAGAUCAAUUCUGCAUUCGAUUUUACUGCUGUUCUUCCCCACAGCAGAUGCGCCGACCUCCUGAUAGAAUAAUGGAGGAAUUCGAUAAAAUAGAUAUCCAAGAUGACACUGAAAAUGACAAUGACGGUGAAACUUUGGCGAGUGUGAAUCCUGCAUUAGAGGCACUAUAUAUCAGUUCAGGAACUUUAAGCCAAGCAAGAAUACAGCUACUUCCUACGGUAGAAUAUGAUGGCUUAUGGGAGGCGCUUCAUUUUGAUAGCAACAUCAAACAGAAGCUGUUCUCCUACGCGACAAUUUCACUCAAGAUUUCACAGUUUUCGAGUAAAACUAUUUCCGACGCCGUGAUUUCCAAUAACAAGCUUCUACUCAUCCAUGGGCCUCCUGGCACCGGGAAAACUACUGUUUGCAGAGCAUUGUGCCAAAAGCUAUCUAUCAGAUACCCUCAAAAUGACUUAGGCACAUUUUAUAGUACGGAUUACCGCGCGCUGAUUAUAGAAAUUUCUUGUUCUCGAGUGUUUUCACGAUGGUUUGGUGAAUCCUCUAAAAAUCUGGAUAACAUAUUCAAGGAUGUUGAGAAAUUACUUAUUGAAAACACUGAGCGUGGAAGAUUUGUGUGCCUUCUAAUGGAUGAGGUGGAAACUAUAGCAUCUUCGCGAUCAUCACAAAUAAAUAAGAAUGAAACGACUGAUGGGAUUCGUGUAGUUAAUACACUUCUCACUCAGCUCGAUAAUCUCAAAAAAUACAACAACUUUCUAGUGUUAGCAACAUCCAAUCUGGUCGAUUCGCUGGAUACCGCUUUUACGGAUCGAGCCGAUGGUAUUUUCUACAUCGGAAUUCCUUCAGAAGAAGGUACCGAGAAACUUUUGACAUCCACUAUCGGAGAAUUAAUUAACACACAGAUCAUCACUUCCAGCAAUGGCGUGGAAAAACUAAAAGAGCAAGAAAUCAAACAAUGCGUCACUGCAAUUGCUCACCGCUGUUCUUCACUUAGAAUGAGCGGAAGGACGCUUAGAAAACUUCCAUUAGUUUGUUUGUCCGAAUUUUUGCCCGAGUUACCAGUGACAAUAGACGAUUUCCUAGUUGCCUUGGCGCUUUCAGUGCAAGGUCAUUAUAAGGGCAAUCACGUGUACCCUCCUUGA
Lachancea fermentati is the source of this 1629-nucleotide messenger RNA. NCBI's taxonomy places the organism in Eukaryota, Fungi, Ascomycota, Saccharomycetes, Saccharomycetales, Saccharomycetaceae. The record is from the annotation of a GenBank genome assembly.